AUGAGUACUGCUUGCGAUAUAAUGAAGGAUCACGGGACGGAAUUUAAUAUGUCGACCAUCAUGCAGUGUGUACAAGAAUUAAAAGCUUGGCAAGAGUCAGAACAACAGAAAUUGAGCAAAAAUGAAAUGGAAGAAGUAUUAAAGUCAUUUGACAUACCUACAAAUGUAAAAGGUAACAAAGGUUAUAUUUUAUUUACUGAUCAAAUCUUAAAACGUUUAAAAUAAUUCUAUGUAUCUAUAAAUUAGAUAAUACAUAGGUAUUAUAAAGUAAACUAAAUAAACUAUGUACCUAUUGGUAUUGGUUUUACAAUAAUUUUUUAUUGUACUGUAUACAAAAUUUCUACCAGAAAUCUUGCUCCAAUUUUCAAGUGUAGCUCUUUUUCUGAAAGUAAAUUUUAUCUAGUUGGUACUUAAGGAAAGUCAUUAUAGGUACAACUGAAGGGGUCCAUUAUGAAAAUAAUAAUGGAUAAGUAUUUCAUAAUUAAUGAUUAGAACAAAAUACAGAUUUUCUAGACAAUGUACGUGUGUAUGAAAAAUAAUAUUAAAAUAGUUAUGAUAAAUUUGUGUUUAUACAAUUUUAAAUUUGUAGUUUAUGUGUAGUCAUGUAAAGGGAAUUGUGGGGACAUAUUUUCCCAUGUCUUUGAAAUGUCCAUAUUCUUAACAGCCUCAAAAUUGGUGAUCUUGUUGCAUCUAUGUGAAUCAUUUUUGUGAUUUUCCAAGUGGUUUUCAUAAUAAUUGUGAACAAAUGUAGAAAGAAUGGGCAAAUUAUGAAAAUAAUGCUUUUCUUAUUUUCAAUUUUAUUUUUUUAUUAUAAUUGAGAUAAAAAUAUUCCUAAAAACUUGAACUGUGGACAGAAAAUUUAUAUUUUCCUUUUCAAGAGUUAGUAAAAUUUUUAAAACAUUAAAACCAUUUUUUAACUAUUUAUAGAAAUUUUCAUUUUGUGGAUUUUUUUAUUAAUAAAAUUUAAUAUAAUCAAACAUAAUUUUUAUUCAGUACUACUCUGCAGAUAAAAUUGUUAGACCAAACAGAAAUCCUUGAAAAAUUAACAGGAGGUUUAUUAUACAUUGUUCUUAGUGGGUAACAAGAAAAAGUUGAGUUUAAUGUAGUUUUUUUUUUUUUUAUAAGAAUUUUAAUUUUUAAUUUUAAAUUUGGACCAAAUCGUACAUAUUAUAGCUUUUUAAAACAUGUAUAACCAAACUUUGCUCAGAGUCGUUUUUCAUUAGUAAUGGUUAAUCAUUGUAUACAGAUGUACAUUAAAUUCCCCUCUAUAUUCUACCUUUCCAACUUUGCACCUACAACAGUGGUCUUUUAAUUGUGUAAAGUAUGUCCGUAUUUUUUAUUAUAUUAUCUCAAUAAAUAAACACCUUAUAUAUAGUAAAUAUGAAGCAUUAUUGAAAUUGUCUAUAAAACUAUAGAUUAUUUUCCUUUUACAUUUCAAAUCAAUAAAAUUACAGAAUUUAAUUUUAGAUAUAUUAUUUUCAGAAAACUAUUACGAUGAUAGGGUGUCUUCCUAUUCAGAAAUAGAUGAGGAAUUAUUAGAAAAGUUUGGAUAUCAAAAUCAUAAUAAUAUUUCAUCGCCGGUAAGAAAUAAUAUAAUAUAGGUAAGUACCUAGAUAGUUUUUGAAAAUAUGUUUUUUUUGUUUUUGUUUUAUUUAGGUUUCAAAUUUACAAGAUGAUCUACAAUUAGAACCACCUAAUAAAAAUGUUGGUAAAAGUUGCCAAAUUAAUUCAAUAGAUUGUGGUAGAAAUCAGAUAAGAGAAAAUCAAUUAGACAAUGAAAAUAAAAACAUUUGUAAUAAUAUUAAGCCAAAGAAGCCAUAUUUAAAAAGGGGAGCAGGAUUGGCCAGAUACGGUUUAAAUUUAAAUGAAAUAAAAAAGAAAACUGGGAAAUUAAAAUUCCACAAACCAUUAAAAUCAAUUCCAUCUAAAAUUAAAGUACCAAGAGACUGUUUGAAUCAAGUUGUACGAUUUCCUAGAACAGAAUUUGGUAAAUUAAAUAAUUAAUCUAUUUUCUUAAAAGCAAUAAUCUUACAAUAAUUUAUAAUUUUGUUUGUUUUAAGCUACUAAGUCAACUGAAAGUACACGUCUAGAUUUAGAAAAAAUCAAAGUUGCUGAUUCGUGGAAUAGAUAUGACUGUAAAGAUUUUCCAGAGAAUAAUGAAGAUGAUAAUAAAGAUCAAAGUGAAUUACGAGCAUUUGAAAUGUUAGAAGAACGUACCAACAAAUCAGAUUUUAAUGCAUCAUCACCCACUGUUGGUGAAUUAUUAAAAAAAGGCCAACGUUCCAAAUUCAAUAGUGAAGUACCAUCAUCAGGAUUGGUCCGUUCUUUGAAAUUUGAAAGAAUUAAUACAUCCACUCCUCAUCAAAAUUCUAAUGACUCUGAUGAUUCUUAUUCUGAUUCGAGUCAGGAAUGUGAUCCAUUAAAUUUGUCAGAAAAUGUGGUGAAAAAUACCAAGAUAGCAAACAAUGACAGACAAAACAAUCAUAUAAAAACUAAUCAGAUUAUUCUUACUGAAAACGAAAAAAAGUAUUUAGAAAACUAUACUAAAUCAUCUAUAAAUAUAAAACAAACUAAUUUUGAUCAAUCAUUUGAUACUGAAUUACUUACUAAGAGACUUGAAGAGUUGGAAUCGGAAAUUGAAAAAUUUCGUACAGAAAAUACUAAGUUAAUGAAGUUACAACGAGAGUUUGAGACUGAAAGGCAAAAGUUUUUCAAGAGCAAAGAUGAUUUUAUAAAAAAAUUGGACGAAGAAAAAAAAAGGGAAGAAGAAAAGUUGGCAGAUGAAAGAAAAAAAUUUAUGAAAGAAAAAAGUUUGUUUGACAAAAAUGUUAAAGAAUUAAGAAACAAACCUAAUAGAAUAGAAAGAGAAGAAAUAAAACAACUUAAAGAACAAGUUUGGUUUUUAUAUAUAUUUUUUGCUUAUAAUUUAAAUUAUAUAUAUUUAUUUUAUUUCUAGAUAACUGAGUUAAAAGAAGAGUUCAAUAAAAAAGAAGCCCGGUGGGCAACUGGUCAGGCACGGUUGAGGACUCAGAUGAAAUUAUUAGAGAACAGUAAUUCAGCUUUGCGCAGUGAACUUGAACUGUUCCGAAAAACAUCUAUAAAUAAAAAAGUAAAUUUGAGUAAAUAUAAUUAUUAGAUAGAUAUAAAAAAAAUUCUAAACUGUUCUUUUAGGUAACUUUUAAAUCACCAACAGAAAGACAAACUUUAAGGAAUACAAAAAUGAUUCAUAAUGUUAAUGCAGAACUCAGUAAACUAACUCCUGAUAAUAUAAUGAUGAUGAUUGACCCCAAAGCAAAAAAAAUUCCUGCAUCAAUUUUAAGGAAGGGUGUAGGCACAUCUACUGAUAAUAAUGAAUCAUCAGAAGAGAUGUUCUCCAAUGAUAAUUCAAUGUAUACUGAUGAUAAUUGUAAUGAAGAUGAUUAUGCUGAAACCAAUGAAACUAAUAAUAUUGAACACAAUAGUAGUGAUAUAAUACGGGAGACUGUUUUAGAUGAUGGUCGUAAAGAAAUUUUGUAUUCAAAUGGUAAUUUGAAAAAAAUUUCUGCUGAUGGCAUCAAUAUAAAAGUUAUUUAUUAUAAUGGUGACGUAAAAGAAACAAGAGAAGAUUCUGAGCGAUAUUAUUUUGCUGAAAAUAAAACUUAUCAUUCCACUUACAAUAAUGGUUUAGAGAUAAUCGAAUUUCCUAAGUAAGUUAUCUACAAAUUAUUUUAUUAAAAUGCAAUUAUAUUCAUAUUAUGUUUAGUUAUCUAAAUUUGUAUGUAUUCUGUGUAUAGUGGACAAACUGAAAAGCAUUAUAAAGACGGAAAAGUAGAAAUUGAAUAUGUAGACGGUAAAAAACACACCGUGUAUCCAGAUAGAAAGGAAGUUUGGAAUUACUUGGAUGGUUCAGUUUUGACGGUGAAUCCAAAUGGGCACCGUGAAUUAGUGUUACUAAAUGGUCAACGAGAAAUACAUACCAGUGAAUUUAAAGUAUGUUUAUUAUUAUUUAACUAACUGACAUUAUUUUUAUUUUAAUAUUAAGUUAUAAUUUUCAUUCGUAACAAUAUUUUUCAUUAUGUUUCAUAUGAUAUCUUCAUUACUUUGUAUGCGAUCUAGUAUACAUUUAUUUAUUUGAGGACUGCCAUAUUAUUUUAAACUUAAUUAUGUACAUAAUUAAUAUUUAUGAUAAUAAUGUAUUUUAUUUGUAUAGAAAAGAGUAUUUCCGGAUGGCACAUCAAAAAUCAUGUAUCCAGAUGGGUCACAAGAGACCAAAUAUCCUGAUGGACGAAUAAGAAAAAAAGACAAAGACGGUAACUUGACUUUGGACACCAGCGUUUCGUCAUAG
Molecule: messenger RNA, 4324 nt
Organism: Cinara cedri
Lineage: Eukaryota; Metazoa; Arthropoda; Insecta; Hemiptera; Aphididae
Source: the annotation of a GenBank genome assembly